Octodon degus (degu) is the source of this 1891-nucleotide messenger RNA. Its product is annotated as tyrosine-protein kinase ZAP-70. The transcript is spliced from 13 exons. Lineage: Eukaryota; Metazoa; Chordata; Mammalia; Rodentia; Octodontidae. Gene Ontology annotation, cellular component: extrinsic component of cytoplasmic side of plasma membrane; cytoplasm. The record is from RefSeq and is a predicted model, not a curated record. Gene Ontology annotation, biological process: cell differentiation; intracellular signal transduction; protein phosphorylation. The coding region runs from base 22 to 1872 and encodes 616 amino acids. Gene Ontology annotation, molecular function: non-membrane spanning protein tyrosine kinase activity; ATP binding; signaling receptor binding.
GCACGACCCCAGGCACGCGCCAUGCCGGACCCCGCGGGGCACCUGCCCUUCUACUACGGCAGCAUCUCGCGCGCCGAGGCCGAGGAGCACUUGAAGCUGGCGGGCAUGGCCGACGGGCUCUUCCUGCUGCGCCAGUGCCUGCGCUCGCUGGGCGGCUACGUGCUGUCCCUGGUGCACGACGUGCGCUUCCACCACUUCCCGGUCGAGCGCCAGCUCAACGGCACCUACGCCAUCGCGGGCGGCCGCGCGCACUGCGGCCCCGCCGAGCUCUGCGAGUUCUACUCGCGCGACGCCGACGGGCUGCCCUGUGCCCUGCGCCGCCCGUGCAACCGGCCGGCCGGGCUCGAGCCGCAGCCCGGCGUCUUCGACAGCCUGCGCGACGCCAUGGUGCGCGACUACGUGCGCCAGACCUGGAAGCUGGAGGGCGAAGCCCUGGAGCAGGCCAUCCUGAGCCAGGCGCCGCAGGUGGAGAAGCUCAUCGCCACCACCGCGCACGAGCGGAUGCCCUGGUUCCACAGCAGCCUCACGCGAGAAGAAGCCGAGCGCAAGCUCUACUCGGGUGCGCAGACCGACGGCAAGUUCCUGCUGAGGCCCCGGAAAGAGCAGGGCACCUAUGCGCUGUCCCUGAUCUAUGGGAAGACCGUGUAUCACUACCUCAUUAGCCAGGACAAGGCGGGCAAGUACUGCAUCCCCGAGGGCACCAAGUUCGACACCCUGUGGCAGCUGGUGGAAUACCUGAAGCUGAAGGCUGAUGGACUCAUCUACUGCCUGAAGGAGGUCUGCCCCAAUACCAGCGCGGAGGAGACCAUUGCUCCCACACUUCCUGCCCAUCCAUCCACGUUCACCCAUGCCCAGAGACGGGUGGACACUCUCAACUCUGAUGGAUACACCCCAGAACCAGCGCGCCUGGCACCUGCAGACGAGCCACGGCCGAUGCCCAUGGACACAAGUGUGUACGAGAGCCCCUACAGUGACCCCGAAGAGCUCAAGGACAAGAAGCUCUUCCUGAAGCGUGAGAACCUGCUUGUGGCUGACAUUGAACUUGGCUGCGGCAAUUUCGGCUCAGUGCGCCAGGGCGUCUACCGCAUGCGCAAGAAGCAGAUCGAUGUGGCCAUCAAGGUGCUGAAGCAGAGCACGGAGAAGGCGGACAAGGAUGAGAUGAUGCGGGAGGCGCAGAUCAUGCACCAGCUGGACAACCCCUACAUCGUGCGGCUGAUAGGCGUGUGCCAGGCCGAGGCGCUUAUGCUGGUCAUGGAGAUGGCAGGUGGCGGGCCGCUGCACAAGUUCCUGGUUGGAAAGAAGGAGGAGAUCCCCGUGAGCAACGUGGCCGAGCUCCUGCACCAGGUGUCCAUGGGCAUGAAGUACCUGGAGGAAAAGAACUUCGUGCACCGCGACCUGGCAGCCAGAAACGUCCUGCUGGUCAACCGGCACUAUGCCAAGAUCAGCGACUUUGGCCUCUCCAAGGCCUUGGGUGCUGAUGACAGCUACUACACAGCCCGCUCCGCAGGGAAGUGGCCCCUCAAGUGGUACGCACCCGAGUGCAUCAACUUCCGCAAGUUCUCCAGCCGCAGCGACGUGUGGAGCUACGGGGUCACCAUGUGGGAGGCCUUCUCCUAUGGCCAGAAGCCUUACAAGAAGAUGAAGGGCCCUGAGGUGCUGGAGUUCAUCAAGCAGGGCAAGCGGAUGGAGUGCCCGGCCGAGUGCCCACCCGAGAUGUAUGCGCUCAUGAGCGACUGCUGGAUCUACAAGUGGGAGGACCGCCCUGACUUCCAGACCGUGGAGCAGCGCAUGCGCACCUAUUACUACAGCCUGGCGAGCAGAGCUGAGGGGUCCCCGAAGGGCUCACAGGGGCCGGAGGCUGCAUGCGUCUGACCUCUGGCCCCGUGGAGCC